AUGAUAAAUAAGAUAAAGAAAGAGGGAACAAGUCUUGAAAUCAUCAAUAAUACUUUCAAGCCUUCACCAACUCCGUAGCCAUUUGCAUCAACAGUUAUGAGCCCUCCCUUAAUUACAAAGAAACAGGUCAAAUAGCUAAGGAAGCCGAUAAUCAUCUGGCAGCUAUUCAAUGAAUUAUUACAAGAAAAAAGCCCACUAGCAAAGAUAGUUGAAUUUAUCAAUAACUCCUUCAACACAUUAUAGUUUAUGAAAUAAGAAAGCUAAGAGAGGCUCAAAUAUGAGAAUCAAAUGAAGAAUAAAAGAUGCUAGAGGAGCUUAUGCCGAUAAACUAGUCAUAAUCACGAAGAAAUAGCAAAGACACCUCUCAGUGCCAAGAAUUAGAACACUGCUAAUUAUUCUAGUAAAAAUCAUGGAUUCAGUAAUAGUAUCUAAUGGAGACUAAGAAAAGAUUUGAGUAAUCAGCAAACUCCUGAAAGAGUUCAGUAAGGAUACGCUAGUUUAUCCCAAAGUGCAAUCCAAUCUAAAUAAAAGCUUAAUAAAAGUCAAUCAAACAUUUUCAAUAAUUCUUGUCUUAAGAAGAACAAUCAAAGCUAAGAAUUUACUCUAGGUGUUCCACUAACUAAGUCUUAAACUCUUAAAGAACUGCAAAGAAAUCAAUAUUUGCACUAUUUAUACAUGGGUGCAACAGGCGUUGCUAAGCCUUCUCCAAAAAUUGGUUAAGCAUUAGGUCCCUUAGGUAUAAACAUGAUGUAGUUCUGCAAAGAAUUCAACGAAAGAACUUCAUAAUACAAUCCAGAUAUUCCAAUGAGAGUAUUGCUUAAAGCGUAUAUAGACAGAUCUUUUAAAUUCCAAGUGAUGCCUCCUCCCACUUCAUGGUUUAUUAAAAAAGCUUCUGGACUCCCCAAAGGUAGUGACAAGCCAGGUUAAAAUGUUGUUGGUCGUGUUAGUAUUAAAUAUCUAUAUGAGAUAGCAAAGCUAAAGCAAGAAGUAGAUCCAACUUUAAGACAACAUGAUGUAGAGGGAAUAACUAAAAUGGUCAUUGGUACAGCUAGAGCUAUGGGAUACUAGAUUGUUGAAGACACUCUUCCUCCUGAACCAAUAAGAGUCGAACUUUGA
Molecule: messenger RNA, 1116 nt
Organism: Stylonychia lemnae
Lineage: Eukaryota; Ciliophora; Spirotrichea; Sporadotrichida; Oxytrichidae
Source: the annotation of a GenBank genome assembly